GACCCUGCGCUUUCAGGAAGAUGGGCCCAGGCUGAAGGGAUCCCCCCUGGGCCGCUCCAGCCGCCAGCCGCAGGCGCUGUGAGGCCAUGCGCUUGCUGCUGGCUGACCAGGGGCAGAAUUGGAAGGAGGAAGUGGUGACUUUGGAGGUCUGGGGCCAGGGGCCAGUCAAGGCAUCCUGUCUCUUUGGGCAGCUUCCCAAGUUCCAAGAUGGAGACCUCACCCUGUACCAGUCGAACGCGAUCCUGCGCCACCUGGGCCGCUCCCUUGGGCUGUAUGGCAAGAACCAUCACGAGGCAGCGCUGGUGGACAUGGUGAAUGAUGGGCUAGAGGACCUCAUCAGGCACUUUGGCCAGCAACUUCUCCGUAACUAUGAGGAGGGAAAGGCUCAGUACUUUCAGGAGCUCCCAGGGCACCUGAAACCUUUUGAAACCCUGUUGGCCCAGAACCAGGGUGGCCAGGCUUUCAUCGUGGGUGACCAGAUCUCCUUCGCCGACUACCGCCUGCUGGACUUGUUGUUGAACCAUCAGGUCCUGAUGCCCAGCUGCCUGGAUGCCUUCCCCCUGCUUUCAGCCUAUGUGGCACGCCUCAGUGCCCGGCCCAAGAUCAAGGCCUUUCUGGCCUCCCCUGACCAUAUGAACCGGCCCAUCUCUGCUCGCCUCAAGUUAUGAGCCUGCUGGCACUCCAUCUGGGUCCAGUAAAAAUAAUGAGAGGGGGGGCUGGAGGGAUGGCUUAGCCAUUAAGGCGCUUGCCUGCAAAGCCUAAGGACCUAGGUUUGACCCUCCAUAUCCCAUGUAAGUCAGAUGCACAUGGUGGUAUCUGUGUUUGGAGUU
Molecule: messenger RNA, 830 nt
Organism: Jaculus jaculus (lesser Egyptian jerboa)
Lineage: Eukaryota; Metazoa; Chordata; Mammalia; Rodentia; Dipodidae
Product: glutathione S-transferase P 2-like
Exons: 6
Coding region: 87-668 (193 amino acids)
Biological process (GO): glutathione metabolic process
Cellular component (GO): cytosol
Molecular function (GO): glutathione transferase activity
Source: RefSeq, a predicted model, not a curated record